AACGGGGGCGGGGAGAUGUCGUCACUUCCUGGAGAUGAGGGGGCGGGCCCAAGGGGCCGCCGUGUAGCGCCGCCCCCGCCCUGGAGGCCGCAGCGGCCGCUCCGUCCCUUCGGCAGCCCGAGCGCGGGGACCCGGCCCGGCCGAGCAUGUCCAGGCCCCCGCUGCUGCCCGCAGCCGGACGGAUGGCGGCCGCCUCAGCGCCGGCCCGCGGUGAACUGCCGGCAGCGGCCGCGCCGAGGGCCGGCUGAGGACAGGCCUCUGUGCCGCUGGGAUCCUCCCUCGCUCCGGGCACGGCCGCGUUCCGCCUCGCCGCCGUCAUGAACGGGCUGUCCGUCAGCCAGCUCUGCUGCCUCUUCUGCUGCCCGCCCUGCCCCAGCCGCAUCGCCGCCAAGCUGGCCUUCCUGCCGCCGGAGCCCACCUACGCCGUGGUGCCCGAGCCGGAGCCCGUGGGCAGCACCAGCACCAGCUCCCUGCGCGGCGGUGCCGCGGGCCGCUGGAAGCUGCACUUGAAGGACCGGGCGGAUUUCCAGUACUCCCAGCGGGAGCUGGACAACAUCGAGGUGUUCGUCACCAAAAGCAGCCGAGGGAACCGUGUCGGCUGCAUGUACGUCCGCUGCGUGCCCGGCGCCAGGUACACGGUGCUCUUCUCGCACGGCAACGCCGUGGACCUGGGGCAGAUGAGCAGCUUCUACAUCGGGCUGGGCACCCGCAUCAACUGCAACAUCUUCUCCUACGACUACUCGGGCUACGGCGUGAGCACGGGCAAGCCCUCGGAGAGGAACCUCUACUCCGACAUUGACGCCGCGUGGCAGGCGCUGCGGACGCGGUACGGGAUCAGCCCCGAGAACAUUAUUUUAUAUGGACAAAGCAUCGGCACAGUGCCCACGGUUGACCUGGCCUCCCGCUACGAGUGCGCUGCCAUCGUGCUCCACUCCCCGCUCACCUCCGGCAUGAGAGUCGCCUUCCCCGAGACCAAGAAGACCUACUGGUUCGAUGCCUUCCCCAACAUCGAGAAGAUCUCCAAAAUCACCUCUCCUGUCCUCAUCAUCCACGGCACGGAGGACGAAGUCAUCGACUUCUCCCAUGGCCUGGCGCUCUUCGAACGCUGCCCCAAGGCCGUGGAGCCGCUGUGGGUGGACGGGGCCGGGCACAAUGACAUUGAACUCUACAGCCAGUACCUCGAGCGCCUUCGGAAGUUCAUCUCCCAGGAGCUGGCCAGCCAACGCAACUAGCGGGGGGUCGGGCAGGGGCUUUCCGCUCAUGUCUCCGCUUCUCCCGGUGUCUCUCCCCGGUCUCUGCUGCUGGAGGUGCAGCGAGUUUGUGCAGCCUCAGCCCCAGGCUCAGCAGAGGGCAGGAGGCCGUGGAGCGACCGGUGCGUUUCCUCUUGGCCAUGGCACAACUGUCCCCCCCAAUCGCGGUGUCGGCCCCGGCGCUGCCGGCACCACCGGCCAGGCUGGCAAGAGAUGGCAGCUCCCUCCUUCCCCCCUCCCCAGAAAGACGAGAGCCCACCCUCUUGAUGGCGAAUCCUUGGCUUCGGACGUGCCCUCGUCCCCUCUCCUAAACCAGCGAAGCCCGGAAUUCCCCCCAGCUGCUCUGACUACAGCAAUAAGGCGAGUUGGAGGGGGCUGGGGGUCCGCCCCGCUCCCCGGCAGCGCUGUGGGGCAGGACAGAGGUGGCGGUUCCUGCUCCGCACGGAGCUUUCCCGGGAGCGGCUCUGGCGGCUGCGGGUGCCUGGUGGUUGUCCCGUGGCUCAGGCAGAGCCGCGUCCCCAAGGGGAGUUUGGGGAUACGCGGAGGAGCUGCCCCCGUCCCACCCCCAGCCCGGCCCUGCUCGGCCUCCUCAGAGCCCCCGUGUUCAGGUCACCCCUGGAAACGUCCUCCGUGCCGCUCGCUCGGGACACGGGGCGAGGAAGCCGAGCACCCAAUAAAGAGCAGCGGUUGAACGUUU
Molecule: messenger RNA, 1947 nt
Organism: Columba livia (rock pigeon)
Lineage: Eukaryota; Metazoa; Chordata; Aves; Columbiformes; Columbidae
Gene: ABHD17A
Product: abhydrolase domain containing 17A, depalmitoylase
Exons: 5
Coding region: 318-1232 (304 amino acids)
Biological process (GO): regulation of postsynapse organization; protein depalmitoylation
Cellular component (GO): endosome membrane; plasma membrane
Molecular function (GO): palmitoyl-(protein) hydrolase activity
Source: RefSeq, a predicted model, not a curated record